This is a messenger RNA of Carassius auratus (goldfish), 2934 nucleotides long. RefSeq names its product protein FAM131A-like. The transcript has 5 exons. Bases 1419 to 2312 code for a protein of 297 amino acids. Lineage: Eukaryota; Metazoa; Chordata; Actinopteri; Cypriniformes; Cyprinidae. The record is from RefSeq and is a predicted model, not a curated record.
CUGAUGGUAAAACUAAGGAUUUUAUUGAAGCUCUUUACAUUUAUUUUGAAAGAUGAAGCUCGUGAUUGCGGAAAGAUGUGUUACAUUUGCUUAUUACAAAUGCUUGCGGUGUUCAGCCAGUCACAAUGCACUGGGUCAGUUGUCCAAUCAGAGCAGACUGCGCUUGUCAGAAGGAGGGACUUUGUAGAAAAUUGAGUGGCAUAGAGGACCUACAAUAAUGUAGGUUUUUUUUAAAUAAUGUUUUUUGAGCAUUAAAGCAUGUCGACAUAUUCUGUUACAGCAAAUAAAAAAAAAAGAUCUUGCAUAUGACCCCGAUUAAUUGCAUUAAUAAAAACGCCAUAUCGCGUUCAUAAUCGAAUGCGACUCAUUUGCAGUUAUGAACACUGGCUGUGUGUUUCCAUCUGAAAGCAGUUGUUGGAGAUUAACUAUUAAUCACAGAACCUGUUUUACUGAUGAGAUGCGCAUGACAAUUGCAUGUGAUUUAUCGUGCAGCCCUUAAUUUGAGGAAAACUAGGAUGCAGGCUGUAUUUAAAGUGCCGCCAAUACUGUCUAGAGUGCAUGUAUUGGUGCGCUGUGAUUGGUUGAGUGGAUAUAUCGCAUUCUGCAGAGAAGGGAGACUCGUGUUUGUCACUGUUUGGAAAGAAAGGGAGAAAACAUGGCGGAAUAUUGGAUAUCGCAUUGUACGUAAAAUUAAAAAUGUACUUCAAUAUCGACCAGAUACAGUACUGAUUUCAGCACACACACAAAGUGCCUUAAAUCCUGUCCGAAUAAAUGGACGAUGGCAACAGCAACUUUUAUAUCAGGGUAGACAGCGGAGCACUUGAGUCAAAAAAUAAAAAAAACCUGAAAGAGCAGGUCCAGUGGAGAAAAACAUUGACUGAUUGUCACAUCUCCACCACUGUAAGUUAGAUGUGUUUGUGCAGUGUAGAGGUGCUCUCUCUCUCAUUGGGAGAUGUGACAGAAACUAGUUGUCCAGUCUGGUUCUGUACAAGAAACCAUGAACAACCAUAUUAAGGUCUCAAAUACAGGACUCACAACACUAUUCUGCUGCUGUGUGAACAUGCUAGCGACUGGAGUGGGUAGCAUAUAUGUGUAAUUGUGUACUCACUAGUAGUAAGCACUACUAACAUUAACGUAGCUGUUAGUUUAAGUUGUAAAUGUUAAAGCGGCUUGCCAUAGGAAGUUGCACUCAUCGCUCAGGCUCUGUACGUGUGAAAUAGACUCCUGUGUCUUUAAGAGAGCCGCAUUACAGGUGGGAUGACGCUGUAUGAGAGACUGACUCCGUGUGGUGGGGACGAUGCGUGUCGUGGGUUAACAGCACUCGUUUCUGCCCCUGUCUCUGAUGCUCAAGAUAAGGUGGUGUCUGUUAUUCACUGCCGAAGACGGCUCCGCGUUUCUUCACUCCAGAACCAACACUAAUGCUGUAUCCAUGUGCAAUGCUUUUAACAGCAUUACCCCAACUAAAUCUAAAGGUUGACGACCCUACUGAUAUGCUCCCCAAGUCAAGAAAAGCCCUUAGCAUCCAGGAAAUUGCAGCUCUGGCCAGAUCAUCAUUUAAUGGCAUCUCACAGGUGGUGAAGGAUCACGUCACCAAACCCACGGCCAUGGCUCAGGGUCGGGUGGCUCAUCUGAUCGAGUGGAAGGGCUGGUCUAAGCCCUUAGACCCUCCAUCUGCUACACUGCAGUCCCACUUUAACUCCUACUCCCAUCUCAGCGAGGGUGAGCAGGAGGCCCGCUUUGCAGCAGGUGUGGCCGAGCAGUUUGCCAUUGCAGAGGCGAAGCUUCGUGCCUGGACCUCUGUAGAUGAAGAGGAGAUGGACGAAGAGUCCUAUGAAGAGGAUCCUCCUCUAAAUGACGAGCCAAUCACAACAACUCUGAGCUCAGACCCUGUAUCAUCCAAUCAAAGCAGCCCAGUGCCAAGCCAGACAGACACGGCUGAAAUCAGUCUGUCAGACCCCGACGAGCCGCUCAUCUCAGAAGAAGUGCCACCACACGCCCAAGAACUCCAGCUUUCAGAAGGAGAGGGCGACAGGGCCACAUGUGGGCUUCACAAACCAGAGCGCAGGCCUUUGUGGAGCAAGGGAGACUCCUGCUACUACUCCACCUCCUACUCCGAGUCUGGCCUUUCACCUGAGGACCAAGAAGAGGAGGACGGAAGAGAGGUGGAGGAAGGGGAGGACAACGUCUUUCAGGAAGUCAUCCGCUGGUACAGACACUGCCGGAGCAUCUCUGAUACCUUUGGAGCUGUGUCUUUUGAUGAUGAUGAGGAGGAGGAAGAGGAGGAGGAACAGGAAGACGGUUCCAAGCAGUGACGCUGUGCUCUCGCUCGCCCUUUUGUCUCGGUCCCUUCGUAGUAACCCUUCUGUGAAGUGUUUGUCCAGUCUGUUAUGCAUUCAGAGACAACCACUUGUUUUUCUCCGCCAUACUUUUAAAGGGAUACUUCACCUAAAAACGAAAAUUCUGUCAUCAUUAUUGCUCCCUCUUGUCUUUCAGAAUUUUUUUUAACUUCUUUCUUCUGUGGUACACAAAUAAUGGCAAAAAUCAGGGUUAUUACAGUUAACUGAAGCAGAAGCUAAAGUUAAAACCAUUUUAAAAAUAUAUAUGGUUUCUAUAUACAGUAAACACUUUGAUAUAUUUCAGGUUUUUGCCAAGGUUUACCUUAAUGUACUAAAAAAAACAUAAAACCUUAAAAUUAAGAAAAUUAAAUUAAAAAAAUACUAAAAAUUAUCAGGAAAAAAAUAAAAAAAUGGCAAAAACUCAACAGCAUCAUUAGAACCAUAGGCUAAAAUUAAAAUGAAAGUCAAUGGAAAAUAUUAAAUGAAAUAUAAAACUGAUUUAAAAAUCUUAUUAAAAACUACAGUAUAAUAGUAUCACUUUGAUACAAAAAUUUGCAAGCCAGUGUUAUUUUAGUAUCAUUGACAUACUGUUAUAGUU